Messenger RNA from Lachnellula hyalina, 1296 nucleotides. RefSeq names its product DNA damage-inducible protein (gene DDI1). The transcript has 2 exons. NCBI's taxonomy places the organism in Eukaryota, Fungi, Ascomycota, Leotiomycetes, Helotiales, Lachnaceae. Gene Ontology annotation, molecular function: protein binding; aspartic-type endopeptidase activity. Gene Ontology annotation, biological process: proteolysis. The coding region runs from base 1 to 1296 and encodes 431 amino acids. The record is from RefSeq and is a predicted model, not a curated record.
AUGGCUAACAGGCGCAUCACCUUGACCAUCACCGCGCCCACCAACGAUGAAGCUGACCUCCUCUCCCUCGAUAUCCCGCCAGACACCACUGUCAGCUUACUAAAGGAGUCUGUGCAAGCCGAAUCUCGAAUCCCCACUACUUCUCAGCAUCUGUACCAUAACGGCCAGCUUCUCAACGAUGACACAAAGACCAUGGAUCAGUUGCAGAUUGGUGACGGAGAAAUGUUGGCCCUCCACGUCCGCGAUAUGGCAAGAGCAGCUCCCCGGGCCUCGCAGCCAGCACGUCAACAAGCAGCCCCACAACCAAGGGGAGGACAAGGCGGCUCUCCAGACCCAGAAACCAUCCGAUUACAGCUACUUGGUAACCCAGAGAUGAGAGCACAGGCAGUAAGCCAGAAACCGGAAUUGGCAGCGGUAAUCGACAGCCCAGAAAGGUUCGCCCAGCUAUUUCGAACGUGGCAAGAUACCGAGAGGGACGAGCAGGCACGGCGGAGACAGCACAUCGCAGAUUUGAAUGCGGAUCCAUUUGAUAUUGAAGCCCAGACGAGGAUUGCGGAGAUGAUACGUGAGGAGCGAGUUCAAGAAAAUCUACAAAAUGCUAUUGAGCAUAACCCUGAGGUUUUCGGCCGAGUUCAUAUGUUGUAUAUUGACGUCGAAGUCAACGGUCAUAAGGUUAAGGCAUUUGUUGAUUCUGGAGCACAAGCAACUAUCAUGUCCCCUUCUUGUGCGGAGGCCUGUGGUAUCAUGAGACUCGUAGACAAGCGGUUCGCUGGUGUUGCUCGAGGCGUUGGAACGGCAGCCAUUCUCGGACGAGUACAUUCGGCUCAGAUCAAGAUUGGCGCUUUGUUUUUGCCCUGCAGUUUUACAGUCAUGGAAGGCAAAGAUGUGGAUUUGUUACUGGGUCUAGAUAUGUUAAAGCGCCACCAAGCCUCCAUAGACCUCUCGAAAGACAAGCUCGUGAUUCAAGGCGUCGAGGUUUCUUUCCUGGGUGAAGCGGAUAUACCUAAGAAUAUCGAGGAAGAGAGAGCAGAGGAGCCCAAGGUGGCUGGACCGGGCGGUACGAUGAUUGGAGCACGAUCUGGUGCUGUCUCUGGACCCUCUGCGCGAGCAGCACCUUCGCCCUCACCUGCACCCCCUGCGCAACAGACCCCAGCGGCACCUCAGCAAGCGUCCUUCCCUCCCGAAUCGAUCGAUCAGCUUGUAGCGUUAGGCUUCUCGCGAGAAGAGGCUGUUAAUGCGCUUGCUGCAUGUGGAGGGAAUGUAGAAUAUGCUGCUGGGCUGUUAUUCCAGGGAUGA